UGUCCAAAAGAGAUGAUAUAAAGAGAAAAAUGUUAUUUUUUAUUCACCAGUCCAGUAGGUUUUUUCAACUCAAAAUCUUCGGAUCACUAAUUUCAAUCACAAUCAAAAGAAAAAAAAACAUUGACAAAAUUGUCUUCUAGUAUCCAAGUUUCACAAAAGAAUCACAAGAAUUCACAUUCGAAAAUAAAAAAUUCAUCGACAAACGCCAUCUUGCGUUUAAAUUAAAGUUUUGUUUUCAUUGCGUUUUCAUCCAAAUCCAUUUCAUAUGUUUGGUCUGUUUGUUUGUGUGAAUAAUUUUAGCCGGGUAAACUCUGUUCCAUUGAUUGUUGAUGACGAUGAAGUAAAUCAUUAAACCUGGUCAUCUAUUUUAUUGAUAAUUUUUUUUGCGUUUGGAGAAUAUCAAGAAAAAUUUUGUUCCAUAAUCAUCAUCAUCAUUGUAGAAUGGCAUUUCAUUACCAUCAUCGUAUUCAUCAAUAUAUGUGGCCAAUAUUAUUAAAAACCAUUCGAUGUUCUCGAAUAAUUGGCCAUUUGAAUCGUCCAUUUUCAACAAUCACCACCACUAAACUACGAUUAACCAUCAAUCAUUCGAAUUUAUUAUGUCAUCAUCAUCAUCAUCAUCAUUAUCAUCAUCAUCAAAAUGUACAUCGAACCUUAUUCACCAAUUGUAUGCCAUUAUCAUCACAACAGCAGCAGCUAGAUACUACUCAACAACAACAACAACAACAGCAACCUUUGGCCAAUAGAAAAGUUGACCCAUUCAAAUUGGUUCAAAAUGAUCUUGAUAACCUAUAUACGGAAAUUAAAAAUGAAUUAAAGAGUGAAAUGCCAGAAUUAGAACAAAUAUCUACUUAUUAUUUUGAUGGCCAAGGCAAAGCAAUACGACCAUUGAUAGUUAUAUUGAUUGCACGUGCAAUGAAUUUUCAUAUGACUAGUAAUUCGGAUCUGCUCAAUUCACAAAAACGAGUUGCUCUCAUUAUCGAAAUGAUACAUACAGCUAGCUUAAUACAUGAUGAUGUUAUCGAUUCGGCUGAUACCCGCCGUGGUAAACCAUCGGUCAAUGUACUUUGGGGUCAGAAAAAAUCAAUUUUUGCCGGCGAUUUUGUCAUAUCCAAAGGUUCACAAAUGUUGGCUCGUUUGAAUAGCCCAGUGCUUGUAUCAAUAUUGUCCGAGGCAAUCAUUGACCUAGUUUUAGGUGAAUUCAUGCAAAUGGGAUCAAAAAAGGAUGAAAAAGAACGUUUUUCACAUUAUAUACAGAAAACAUUCAAAAAGACUGCCAGUCUUAUUGCAUACACCUGUAGAGCAGUGACCUAUCUGGCUACAACCGAUCAUGGAUUGCAGGAAGCAGCAUUCGAAUAUGGCAAGAAUCUUGGUAUUGCAUUCCAAUUGGUCGAUGAUCUAUUAGAUUUUGUAUCAAGCAAAGAUGAAUUAGGUAAACCGGCAGCAAAUGAUUUGAAACUUGGCCUAGCUACGGCACCGGUUUUAUUUGCAUGUGAAAAAUUUCCUGAACUAAAUGAAAUGAUUAUACGUCGAUUUUCUGAACCAGGUGAUGUUGAAAAAACAUAUGAUGCUGUAAUGAAGAGCGAUGGUCUAAAUCAUACACGAAUGUUAGCACAACAACAUGCCGAUGAAGCUGCACGUCAAAUAUCCAAUUUACGUGAUACACCAGAAAAACAGGCAUUGCUUACGUUAUGCGAUAUGGUACUUAAUCGAAAAAAAUAAUUAUACAAAUAUGUAAACUAAAAUCACCACACAACUAUAGAAAAAAAAAUUUUUAAUUCAC
Molecule: messenger RNA, 1780 nt
Organism: Dermatophagoides farinae (American house dust mite)
Lineage: Eukaryota; Metazoa; Arthropoda; Arachnida; Sarcoptiformes; Pyroglyphidae
Gene: qless
Product: decaprenyl diphosphate synthase subunit 1 qless
Biological process (GO): isoprenoid biosynthetic process; ubiquinone biosynthetic process
Cellular component (GO): transferase complex; mitochondrion
Molecular function (GO): prenyltransferase activity
Source: RefSeq, a predicted model, not a curated record